Molecule: messenger RNA, 2680 nt
Organism: Oppia nitens
Lineage: Eukaryota; Metazoa; Arthropoda; Arachnida; Sarcoptiformes; Oppiidae
Product: caseinolytic peptidase B protein homolog
Exons: 2
Coding region: 416-2608 (730 amino acids)
Biological process (GO): cellular response to heat
Cellular component (GO): mitochondrion; cytoplasm
Molecular function (GO): ATP binding; ATP hydrolysis activity; protein binding
Source: RefSeq, a predicted model, not a curated record
GUGUACAGCUUAUAAUACACUAUACAGUAUGUGUUGUCGCGCGCGCGCUGACUAACUGACUGCACGCGUGCACUACAAUUGACUAAUAAUUAAAAAAAAAAUCGCGAAUUUUUUUUCCCGAAUAUUCUUUACGUAAAAUUCGAUUUCGAUAUUUCGAGAAUCGAACAGUCAUUCAGUCCGUCAUUCUGUCUGUCGUUUGAAUUCUGUUUUCGAAUUCUCGAAAUUCUUCUGUUGUCUGAAAAGACUACCACUUCUUCCGUAUUCCGUCUGUCAGUCAGUCUAUCUAUCUGUCUGUCUGUCAGUCAGUUGUUUCCCUCACAACACAACACAUAUCUUAACUGUGUUUUGUCUGUCUGUUGUCUGUGUCACCAGUGAACUGAUCCCAAGCCGUGUGACUAAUACAAGUGCUAUACGAAUGAUAAUCGUUAGCCGUUUAAGACAUCUGUCGUCGCCGUCGUCGUCAUCGUCAGCGGCAGUAGCGCUGACCGCCCGAAGUAGACUACGGCAACUGCUGCUGAUCGCCGCCACUGGACAUCGUAGACACUGGUCGUCGUCGUCAUCGCGAACCGCUUUUAUUGGUCGUUACCGGCGACCACCGAUAUCAUCGUCGUCGGCGACCAACGCCUGGACAGCCAUAUCGUUGGCCGCAUGUGUUAGCUGUGCUUUAGGUGGCUAUCAUUACUCCCGUCGAUGGUUAUCAUCUAUACGUCCGGUUCAUUGUUUACUUAUCGAUGACUGGAACGGUAGUAUUGGUGGCCGCGGCGGCGGCGGUGGUGGUGUUGGCGGUGGCCGACGCCCGAACACACCAAAAGAGCAGAAACUGUUGGACGCAGUCAAACGCGGUGACUACGAAUUGGUCAGACAAAUGAUUGCCGACAAAUCCAUUGCCGAUAUCAACAACUGUCGCCAUCAGUUAGGUUGGACACCAUUACAAUUGGCCGCUAUUAACGGCUGGACAGACAUAUGCGAAGCACUACUGGACGCCGGAGCCGAUAUCGACGACACCGACGACUACUCACCGGCCAGUGGCGGCCAGAAGCUAACCUAUCAGUACGGACUCGACUUUAUGCGUAUAGCGAUGUCACGCGAAUCGGAAUUUUCGGAUUUUUUGUCCACACGGGUGUCGUUUCGCGGUACAACUGCCCUACACUAUGCCGUAUUGGCCAACUCGAUGCCGACCGUCCAGCUGUUGAUCAAACGCUCGGCCAAUCCGCUGAUGGACAACGAAAUCGGACACAAACCUAUCGACUACUGUAAACAAGACAAUCAACGUAUGCGUCGGCUGUUAGCCGAUUACGAGACCAACUUUACGGACGUCCAGAAACAGCGACAACUCGAGGAACGAUUGAAAUUUCCGCUCGAAGAUCGUAUCAAAGAGGUUAUUGUUGGCCAACAGUCGGCCAUUACUACGGUAGCGGCGGCCAUACGACGCAAAGAGAACGGCUGGUACGAUGACGAACAUCCGCUCGUAUUCCUGUUUCUCGGUUCGUCGGGUAUCGGCAAAACCGAACUGGCCAAACAAGUGGCCCGCUAUUUGCAUUCGGGAAAAUCGGAGAAAAAAGGUUUCAUACGACUAGAUAUGACCGAAUAUCAGGAGAAGCACGAAGUGGCCAAAUUUAUCGGUGCACCGCCCGGCUAUAUCGGUCACGACGACGGCGGACAGUUGACCAAAGCCCUGAAAGAGUGUCCCAAUGCUGUCGUACUGUUCGAUGAGGUAGAGAAGGCCCACAACGAUGUCCUAACCAUACUAUUGCAACUGUUCGAUGAGGGCCGUAUGACCGACGGCAAAGGCCAUACCAUCGAAUGCAAAGAUGCCAUCUUCAUAAUGACCAGCAAUUUGGCCAGCGAUGUAAUCGGUGCCUACGGUCAACAGUUACGCAAAGUUGGCGACAACGUUGCCAAAGCCCGCCGGGAAGGUAGCGACCAAUUGGACGACUUGUCCGACACCGAUGUCGACGACGUUCAGAUAUCCAAAGAUUUCAAAGAACAAGUCAUUCGGCCGAUACUGAAGAAACACUUCAAACGGGACGAGUUUUUGGGCCGAAUCAACGAAAUGGUCUAUUUUUUGUCGUUUUCGCGAUCGGAACUCACCGAACUGGUCACUCGUGAGCUGCAGGCCUGGGCUCUGAAAGCCCAGACCCGACACCAAAUUGAACUCACAUGGGAUAAGCGUGUGGUCGGUAUGAUUGCCGACGAAUACAAUUGCCAUUACGGGGCCCGUAGUAUCAAACACGAAAUGGACAGACGUAUCAUCAAUAAGAUUGCUUUCGCUCACGAGUCACAGCUGAUCCAACCGGGAGUUAAUCUGCAUAUCAGUGUCGACGAGGAUUGGGUGGACAAGUCGUUGGACAGCCAACUAAACCAAUCGCCGCCGCCAGCAAAUCCAGAUAUGGCUGUCGGCGGUGGUGUCGGUGAUGGCGGUGCUGGCCAACAACAACAAGACCCGACAGCACCGGGCGCUGGUGCCGAACAACCGGCCACUUCGCUAGUAUUGGAGCGCAAAAUUAAGCUACAAUUGAGAGACAAGAAUAGCCCGAAAAAUGAUGUCUACAUUGAUCUGCCAAUCAAUGAACGGCUGUCCAAACUGUCGGACGUAUCUAAGCAAUAAUCGUCCGGUCGGUCAGUCAGCCAGUCGGGUGUGCGGCCGAUGAGUGACUGUUUGUUAAUUCACUCAUCAAAU